Dichotomopilus funicola is the source of this 2139-nucleotide messenger RNA. Its product is annotated as ATP-NAD kinase-like domain-containing protein. The transcript is spliced from 2 exons. NCBI's taxonomy places the organism in Eukaryota, Fungi, Ascomycota, Sordariomycetes, Sordariales, Chaetomiaceae. Gene Ontology annotation, biological process: NADP+ biosynthetic process; NAD+ metabolic process. Gene Ontology annotation, molecular function: NAD+ kinase activity. The record is from RefSeq and is a predicted model, not a curated record. The coding region runs from base 1 to 2139 and encodes 712 amino acids.
AUGUCCGAUUCAUCAAUUUACCCCGUCCAACCCGUCCAACCCGUCCACUCUGACCACCUGGAAGUGGAAGUCGACCCCGUCCUGAGCCACCCCGCUGGUCUCCCGCUCCCUCUGCGGCACGAGGAGGCUAAUAAGCACCAUAAUCAUAAUACGCCCUCCUCACCCGUUGCCGCCGUCUCCGACCGCUCGCACAACCCAAAUGCAGUCCUUUCCCUAAAGUUGUCGCCGCCCGACAACGGGGACAUCGACUCCGCGACCUUGCAGCUCUCCUCGCCCGCGGGCUUCGGCGCUACUACUACUACUACUACUACUACUACCCCUGCGACGACGACGACCACCGCCGGGACAACACCCCCCACGACCACGGCGUUCGAGUCCGCAUCUACUUCCAUCGCUACUCCCUGUGCGCCUGCGCUUGCGCCCGCGCCCGCAGCCACAAUCCCACCCGCCACAAGAUCCGGAAACGAUGAUACCGUUGCUGGACCGCACCUCGCUCUGCCUCCAAUAGGCCCCGUGGCCCCGUUGGAUUCUGACAACCUCCUCUUGCACCGCCCGAGCGGCAGCAGCCGCCAUCACCACAGCCACAGGAAGAACGCCCCGUCGAUCGACUCCGUCCCGCGCCAGACGAUUAUGAAGGCGCUGGCCUCGGUCGCACGCAACAACAAGCCCGAGCCCCUGUCACUGACAGGCAUGCUGUCCGCACACAGCGCGCCCCCAAAGGGCGCCGAGAACCAGCCCAACUCGUCCUCGUCGCAACAGCUCUGCGACGCCCUCCAAGACCUCGCCCUCGCCCAAAACACCCGCUCCAACAACACCACCGCGACCCCGACCGCCGCGUUUCCCGCUUUGCAAUCCCCCUGCUUCUACCAUAACCGCUUCGACGACGCCGUCGACAUCACCAAGCUGCUCGAGGAAAUCAAGCAUGACCAAUACAUGCCCCAUUCACGCAUCGCGCAGACCACUACCAUGGUCCGCGAGAUCGCUCGGCAAAUCCAGCGCCGGCCCGUCAAGCGCGCCGUCAGGAACGUCAUGGUGGUGACCAAGGCGCGCGACAACCAGCUGGUCCUGCUGACCCGUGAGCUAGCCCUGUUUCUGCUGCAAACGCCACGAUACGGGUCCGAAGUUGGCGUCAACGUCUUCGUGGACGCCAAGCUGCGACACUCGAAGCGGUUUGAUGCCAGGGGCAUCACCGAUCUCGAUCCGCGUUUCUCGGACAUGCUCAAAUACUGGACGCCGGAGCUUUGCCUGGGCCAGCCCGAUAAAUUCGACCUUGUCCUGACUCUUGGUGGUGACGGCACCGUCUUGUUCACCUCGUGGCUCUUCCAACGCGUUGUCCCGCCGGUCCUGUCUUUCAGCCUCGGAAGCCUUGGCUUCCUGACAACCUUUGAGUUUGAAAAGUACAAGGACCACCUGAACCGCGUGAUGGGUGAUGAUGGCAUGCGUUCGAAUAUGCGGAUGCGUUUCACCUGUACCGUGUACCGGGCUGGCGUCGCGGGCCAGGAAAUGGAGGAGGCUGAGCAAUUCGAAGUCCUGAACGAGCUGGUCAUUGACCGCGGGCCGUCACCGUAUGUUUCUAACUUGGAGCUGUACGGGGAUGAUGAGCUCUUGACUGUCGUUCAAGCCGACGGCUGUAUUUUCUCAACACCAACUGGCUCCACAGCAUACUCCCUCUCCGCCGGCGGCUCUCUCGUCCACCCCGACAUCCCCGGCAUCCUCGUCACCCCAAUCUGCCCACACACGCUCUCCUUCCGCCCCGUGAUCCUCUCCGACUCGAUGCUCCUGCGCGUAUCCGUCCCGCGCAACAGCCGCGCCACCGCCUACUGCGCCUUCGACGGCAAGAACCGCGUCGAGCUCAGGCAAGGCGACCACGUCACCAUCACCGCCUCGCAGUUCCCCUUCCCCACCGUCGUCCGCACCGACAACGAGUGGUUCGACAGCGUCUCGCGGACCCUCAAGUGGAACGUGCGUGCCGCCACGCAGAAGGGGUUUGACUCGGGCGAUGGCCCGGCCGGUGCCGGCUCGGCCUCGAAUAGUGAAGACGAAGGCUGGGAUAUCGAUGCCGAUUCGGGGUUUUAUGCGAGCGAAGAGAACAGUGUGGCUGCUAGUCCGCUCAGGAGACAGAUGAGCACGGGGCUUUAG